AUGAAAGAAGUAUUAAUCAGAGCAAAACCCUUUAUUGCUGUUGUAUUUCUCCAAUUAGGACUUUCAGGAAUGUACAUCCUUUCAAAAAUGGCCUUAAAUGAAGGAUCAAGCAACUAUGUAUAUGUUGUAUACCGCCAAGCUGUUGCCACUCUUUUCAUGGCUCCUUUUGCAAUUUUUCUAGACAAGGGGAAAAGACCAAAGAUGACUUUUUCAAUAUUUGCUAAGUUGGCACUUCUUAGCAUAUUGGAGCCAGUAAUCGACCAAAAUCUCUACUCUAUUGGCCUAAAAUAUACAACAGCAACUUUUGCAGCUGCAAUGUACAAUACUCUUCCUGCCAUUACUUUCAUAAUGUCCUGGAUAUUCAGGCAGGAGAAGGUGAAGUUUACAAGUAUUGGGAGACAAGUUAAAAUAAUUGGGACUAUUGCUACAUUUGGUGGAGCCAUUAUUAUGAUGAUAGUAAGAGGCCCAGAGGUUCAACUAUUUCCAACAAAUGAAUAUUAUGUCAAUAAUGAUGGAUCUGAUCAAAUAAUUAGUGGUGGGAUUAAUCUUAAAAAUGCUAUCAAAGGUUCCCUCAUGAUAAUACUUGGGUGUUUUAGUGGGGCUGGCUUCAUAAUUUUGCAGACAAAGAUACUUCAGACAUAUCCAGCAGAGCUCUCACUCACAACUUGGAUAUCCUUGUUGGGAACAGCUGAGGGAGCUAUUGUAGCAAUGAUAAUGGAAAGAGGGAAUACAGCAGUUUGGGCCAUAAAUUGGGACUCCAAAUUUCUUGCUGUUGUAUAUACGGGCAUAUUUGGUUCAGGGCUGGCAUAUUACAUCCAAGGAGUUAUAUUGGAAGAUAGGGGCUCUCUUUUUAUCUCAGCCUUCAAUCCAUUAAAUAUAAUUGCCGUAGCUAUAAUAAGUUCAAUUAUACUACGUGAACAAAUGAACCUUGGGAGGGUACUUGGUGUGGUGGUGAUUAUUAUAGGCCUUUACAUAAUCUUGUGGGGUAAAAGCAAGGAUCAUACAAUAUUAUCUCCAUCAAAGGAUAUUGAACAAGCAAUAGUAUCACCACAGAAAAUAUUGUCAAAUGAAAACAAAUUAAUUGACAAUAAGGAUAAUUUAAUAAGAAGUCAGAAUAAUGUUGUUAUCAACAUCAAUCCAUUAAAAGAAACAAUUGUUAGUGAAAUAGAGUGUUGUUGUUAA
Solanum dulcamara is the source of this 1182-nucleotide messenger RNA. Its product is annotated as WAT1-related protein At2g37460-like. Gene Ontology annotation, molecular function: transmembrane transporter activity. The coding region runs from base 1 to 1182 and encodes 393 amino acids. The transcript is spliced from 7 exons. The record is from RefSeq and is a predicted model, not a curated record. NCBI's taxonomy places the organism in Eukaryota, Viridiplantae, Streptophyta, Magnoliopsida, Solanales, Solanaceae. Gene Ontology annotation, cellular component: plasma membrane.